Molecule: messenger RNA, 1899 nt
Organism: Olea europaea var. sylvestris
Lineage: Eukaryota; Viridiplantae; Streptophyta; Magnoliopsida; Lamiales; Oleaceae
Product: zinc finger MYM-type protein 1-like
Exons: 4
Coding region: 1-1899 (632 amino acids)
Source: RefSeq, a predicted model, not a curated record
AUGGAACGAUUUUUUCAACCGAAACAAAAGUCUAUACCUAGUUCUAAUUGUGCUUCUAGUCUCGCCACUACUUCUAGCCGAGUACUCGAGUUAUUAAAUAGCACAAAGAAGUCUCGGGCUCAAUUCAAUGUAGAUGAUCUUAUAUCUGAUCUAGGAAAACGUCCCCCUAUCGAGUCAUAUGAUCCUAAUAUCAGAGAUGAUGUUACGAUGGCAUAUUUGCAAAAAGGUUCUUGUCAGCCACAUGGACAUGACUUUCCAAGAAGACGGAUAGAAAAUGAUAAUAGGUGUUUUCGAAACGAAUGGUUUUCUGAAUUUUAUUGGUUGAAGUACAGUAUAGAAAAUGAUGUGGCUUAUUGUUUGCAUUGCUACUUAUUCAAACCAGAUAGAGGGGGUGGACAUAUAUUCACUAAGACUGACUUUAGGGAUUGGAAGCACAAAAGUACAUUGAAAGAUCAUGUCGGGCUCAUUGAUAGUGCUCAUAAUCAAGCUUUUGCAAAGUGUACCAAUUUGAUGAAUCAAAAUCAAAGUAUCUCCCAUGUUAUUUCUAGCCAAAGUAGUAGUCAACAAAAAAAUUAUAGGACAAGGUUGAUUGCAGUGCUAGACUGUACUAGAUUUCUCUUGAUGCAAGGAUUGUCAUCUCGUGGUCAUGAUGAAUCGAAAGAGUCUCUUAAUAAAGGAAAUCUGAUUGAGCUACUAAAUUGGUAUGCAAUUCGUCGUAAGAAAAUUAAUGAAGUACUAUUUAGUAAUGCUCCUGGAAAUGACCAAAUGACUUCACCAAGCAUCCAUAAGGAUUUGGUUAAUUGUUGUGCUGUAGAGACGACAGGGUCUAUGAUCAAUGAGAUGGGAGAUUCCUUGUUUUCAAUUUUGGUUGAUGAGUCUCGUGAUAAUUCUAUAAAAGAACAAGUGGCGGUUGUUUUGAGAUUUGUUGACAAAAGUGGACAAGUAAAGGAGCGUUUGUUGGGUAUUUGCCACAUCGCUGAUACUUGUGCCCAAUCACUCAAGGAUGCCAUUGAUGCAAUGUUUUCUACACAUGGGUUGAGCAUAUCUAGUCUGAGAGGUCAAGGUUAUGAUGGAGCAAGCAAUAUGUCAGGUGAGUUCAAUGACUUAAAAGCUUUAAUUUUAAGAGAGAACCCAUGUGCUAUGUAUGUUCAUUGCUUUGCUCACCAGCUUCAGUUGGUAGUUGUUUCUGUGGCACAUAGGAAUGUUAUGCUUAGUGAUUUAUUUAACAUGCUUGCUAUUAGUGUGAAUUUGUUUCAAGAAAUGAGUUUGGCACGUCCAGGUGAUACUAGAUGGGGCUCACAUCUAAAGACAGUUACUCGCUUUAUUAGUAUGUUUAAUGCGACCAUAGAUGUUCUUGAGAAUAUAUCAGAAGACGGCAUAAGUUUACAACAAAAAUCAAUGGCCAUCAGACAGAUGGACAUUAUGCAAGAUUUUCAAUUUAAAAAGGAUCAGGAUAUUCAGAAUGCUAUGAGAUUAUUGAAGUUGUGUAAGUACGCAUUGCAGAACAUGAGAGACAAUGGUUGGGAUACUUUGUUGAGUAAGGUAAUUCAGUUUUGUGUUGAUAGACAUAUUUCCGUGCCCAAUAUGGAUGAUAUUGUGAUAUCGAAAGGUCGACCUAGGCGUGCAAGUCAGCAGUUAUAUCCGAUGGAUUUCAAUAGUGAAGAGCUUUUAUUACUUAGACCUCAACUUGACAAGUUUCUUAUGCUCGUGAGAAUGGAUGAAGCUUUCUUCAACCUCAAAAGCAUAUCUUGUGUAGCUCAGAAGUUGGUUGAAACUAGAAGUUCUUGUUAUUCUCCAUUGGUUUAUAGGCUGAUCACAUUAGUUUUGAUAUUACCUGUGGUAACUGCAAGUGUUGAAAGGGUAUUCUCUGCUAUGAAUCUAAUCAAGAAUGAUUUGUGA